This is a messenger RNA of Staurois parvus, 398 nucleotides long. The record is from the annotation of a GenBank genome assembly. Lineage: Eukaryota; Metazoa; Chordata; Amphibia; Anura; Ranidae.
UCCAAUGGGGGGGCGGGGACAGUCAGGAUGGGGAGAAAAGCGCUAGAUGGUGCUGGACUCCAGAGGAGGAGCCAGUACACCUGUGCAAGACUGAGGGGGAGGAGCCUGUACACCUGUGCAAAUACUGAAGGGGAGGAGCCGGUACACCUGUGCGAGACUGAAGGGGAGGAGCCGGUACACCUGUGCAAGACUGAAGGGGAGGAGCCAGUACACCUGUGCGAGACUGAAGGGGAGGAGCCGGUACACCUGUGCGAGACUGAAGGGGAGGAGCCGAAAUACCUGCGCAAGACUGAAGGGGAGGAGCCCAAACACCUGUAGAAACUGAAGGGGAGGAGCUGGUACACCUGUGCAAGACUGAAUGGAGGAGCCGGUACACCUGUGCAAGACUGAAGGGGAGG